Molecule: messenger RNA, 3362 nt
Organism: Arachis ipaensis
Lineage: Eukaryota; Viridiplantae; Streptophyta; Magnoliopsida; Fabales; Fabaceae
Source: RefSeq, a predicted model, not a curated record
UUUCAGCAAAGGCCUUAUGAUGUAUUCUUGAGUUUUCGAGGCAAAGACACUCGUUCCAAUUUCAUGUCGCAUCUUCAUGCAUCUCUUGAAAAUGCUAGUAUCUAUGUUUUCAAGGAUGAUGAUGAGGAAGCAAGAGGGGAAAAUAUCUCACUUUCCCUUCUAAAAGCAAUUGGAGAGUCUAGAAUUUCUAUCAUCAUUUUGUCACCAAAUUAUGCAGAUUCAAAAUGGUGCUUGCAGGAGUUGGAAGACAUAAUGAGAUGUUAUAAUAAUCAAACUCAAAAGGUGUUGCCAGUGUUCCACCAUGUUGAUCCGUCGGAAGUGCGAAAUCAAGCUGGUAAAUUUGGAGAGGCUUUUGAAGAAUUUAUAAAGAAAAACCCCCAAAAUAAAGUCAAAGAGCAGGAUUGGAGGAAAGCACUCCGUGAUGUCGGUUCCACUGCUGGAUUUGUUGUUCAAAAUUGGAGGAAUGAAAGUGAGGAUAUUAAGAAGAUUGUUGAACAUGUUACUCAUAUGCUAGACCUGAAUGAAUUGUUCAUUGCUAAUCAUCCAGUAGGAGUAGAAUCUCGUGUAAAAGAGCUGAUUGAACUACUAAAAAGCCAUCAAUCAGAAGAUCCUCUACUAUUAGGCAUAUGGGGCAUGGGAGGGAUCGGUAAAACAACCAUUGCCAAAGCAGUUUAUAAUAAAAUUUGCCGUCAGUUUGAUGGUCGAUGUUUCCUCUUAAAUAUCAGGGAAGUUUGGGAUCAAGAUAAUGGUGGCCUUCAUUUGCAGCAGCAACUUCUUUCUUCUGUCUAUAAGACAACAAAAAUAAAGAUACAGAACAUAGAAUCUGGAAAAUCAAUAUUAGAGAAAAGGCUUGGACAGAAAAGGAUACUUGUUGUACUUGAUGAUGUGGAUAAAUUGGAGCAACUUAAUGCUUUGGCUGCAAGCUAUAAAUGGUUCUGUCCAAGGAGUAUAAUAAUCAUCACAACAAGAGAUGAAAGAUUUCUUAGUUGGCUUGAAAUUGACAAAAGAUACAAAAUGGAAGGGUUGAAUGAGGAAGAAUCUAUUGAACUUUUCAGUUGGCAUGCAUUCAAAGAACCACGUCCUAGGAAAAAAUUUGCUACACUUUGUGGUGAAGUUAUUUCCUAUUGUGGGAAUUUGCCAUUAGCUCUUGAGGUCAUUGGGUCACAUUUGUUUGAAAGGGGAAUAAAAGAGUGGAAGAGUGUCUUGAACAAACUCAAAAGCAUUCCCAAUAAAGAAGUGCAAAAGAAGCUUAAGAUAAGCUUUGAUGGUUUAAGUGAUGACAAAGAUAGAGAAAUAUUCCUUGAUAUAGCUUUUUUCUUUAUUGGAAUGGACAAAAAUGAUGUCACUGAUAUACUAAAUGGUUGUGGACAUUCUGCUGGAAUUGGAAUAAGUAUUCUUUUGGAGCGAUGUCUUGUAACUGUUGACACUAAGAAUAAACUUCGAAUGCAUGGUUUGCUGAGAGACAUGGGAAGAGAAAUCAUUCGCGAGAGUUCUCCAACAAAACCUGAAGAACGUAGUAGGUUAUGGCAUUCAGAGGAGGUGCUUGAUGUAUUAUCAAAAGACUUGGGAACAAAAGCUACCGAGGGAAUUGCUUUGAAGUUAUCAAGGAUGAAUCCAAUUUGUUUGAAGACCAAAGCAUUUAAGUACAUGAGGAGACUCAGAUUACUUCAACUUGCUGGUGUGCAACUUAAAGGAAACUUCAAACACCUUUCGACAGACCUUCGAUGGCUAUGCUGGCAUGGAUGCCCUUCAAGAUAUACAGAAGCAAAGUUUGAUCAAAGAAAUUUAGUUGCCAUUGACUUAAAAUAUAGCUACCUCCAACAUGUAUGGAAGAAGGGCCAGAUGAUGAAGAAACUGAAAAUUCUCAAUCUUAGUCAUUCCGAACACUUGACACAUACUCCAGACUUUUCAUACUUGCCCAAUCUUAAAAAGUUAAUACUCAAAGAUUGUCCAAGAUUGUGUUCAAUCUCCCACACCAUUGGACAUCUCAAACGAAUUCUUCUAAUCAACUUGAAAGAUUGUACAAGCCUUCGAGUGCUUCCGAAAAGCAUCUACAAAUUAAAAUCUCUCAAAACUCUCAUUCUGUCUGGAUGUACAAAGAUUGACAAAUUGGAAGAGGACUUAGAACAAAUGAAAUCUUUGACAACAUUGAUGGCAGAUAACACUGCUAUAACCAAAGUUCCCUAUGCACUACCAAGAUUAAACAACAUUGUUUACAUUUCUUUGUGUGGGUUCGAAGGAUUGUGUCGUAAUGUGUUUCCUUCAAUCAUCUGGUCAUGGACCUCUCCAACAAAUAAUCUCUCACCCCAAAUGCAUACAAAUUUGGACCUGUCAAAUCUUGUUUCCAUAAUGGUAUCCAAUAGCAGUAGUUCCCAUGCAGGCCUAUCAUCCAUCAUUAAAGAGCUUCCAAAGGUUCAGAAUCUUCAAUUGGAAUGUGGCUCACAACUAAACAUGUCAGGAAAUGUAAAUUUAGUUUCUUCUAGUGUCACAAAUUUUAAGGAACUGGAAGCACCAUCAAGAACAUCACAUGUCUCAAAUAUGAAUACCUCAGCAUUAGGUGGUUGUUGCAGUGAAGGUUACAUUUCUAGAUCAGAGAACUCCUUGAAUAUCAUUUUAAUCCGAAUGGGAAUGAAUUGCUUAAUCACAAAAGCACUCAUUCAGAGAAUUUCACAGAAGCUUACUAGCAAUUUAGCUGGAGAUUUUUUGCUUCCUGGAAACAACAAUCCUGAUUGGUUAACCUUCAGCAGUGAAGGUUCUUCUGUGAGUUUUGAAGUUCCAAAAGUUAAUGGCCGCAGCUUGAAGGCGGUGAUACUGUGCAUUGUUUACUCUUCUUCCUCAAACAUCAUAGCAUCUGAAGGAAUAACUCUAAAGAAUAUGAUGAUCAUAAAUUACACAAAAGCCACCACUCAUGUCUAUGAGGGAGAUACCUUGUCUUCACUUAAAGGUGAAGACUGGCAGAGUGUCUUAUCAAAUCUUGAAGCCAGUGACAAAGUGCAGGUUGUUGCUGUUGUUUUGGGGUAUGGAUUCAAAGUGAAGGAAACAACAGUUUAUCUCAUAUAUGAUGAUCCAAUUGACCAAACCAUGAAGCAACAGGAUGAAGGUAUUGUUUCUGGUAUUGAUAUGGUAGCAGAUGAGAAUGUAACUGUCCAUGGUGGAGAUGAAAAAGAAGAAUUUAAACUCCUUAGAAAGAGAAAAUUCCAAGAGUAUGAUGAUACAUCUAGUGAAGAUGACAGAGUGGGAGAUGUUUAGAUGAUCAUCAAGAAGUAUUACCACUUAGCUUGUUAGUUUGAGCUGAAGCUGUAGAUUAACCGUAGGUUAAGAAAUAAAAUUUAAUCUGGGAUUUAUCUGUUAUGUCCUAAAGU